AUGAUCGAGUUGGCGGUCCUUCUGGCAGCCCGCCUUAUCGCCGCAGCCCGCUCGCCAGUACCAGACUGCGACGAAGUCUUCAAUUUCUGGGAACCAACGCAUUUUCUCACGCAUGGAGCUGGCCUCCAGACCUGGGAAUGGUCCCCCGUAUAUGCGAUUAGGUCCUGGAGUUACAUCGCAUUACACGCUGUAGUUAUUUUCGCGGCCGAAAAGCUUGGGUUUGAGGGCUACCAAUUGUUCUACGCUUUGAGAAUCGUGCUGGGCUCGGUUGAGGCCAUCUGUGAAUACCAACUGAUUCGGGUUCUUCGCAAACACUACGACACUGAUGUGGCCUACAUUUUCACUGCGCUUAGCUCCGUUAUGCCUGGUCUUUUCCAUGCGUCGGUGGCAUAUUUGCCGAGCUCAUUUGCCAUGAAUUGUGUAACUCUCGCUUUUGCUUGGUUCUUGGACUCCCCAACCAACAAUAUUGUGUGUUCGUUGGUGUCUAUUGCCGUUGGAGGGCUUGUCGGCUGGCCUUUUGUGCUGGUUUUGGCCUUGCCGCUUGGUAUUUAUUAUUCCGUCGCAGUGCUGUCGAUCAAAAAAUGGAUCUCAAGUGUUGUCAAAACUCUGGCCCUUGUCGCAAUCGUUUUGCUGCUAGUGGUCGCGCUCGAUUCAAGAGCAUUCGGCAAAUUGGCCGUAGUUCCAUUCAACAUUGUCGGGUACAAUGUUCUUUUUGCCGAUGAGGGAUCGGGCCCCAACAUUUUUGGCACCGAGCCGCUGUCUUACUAUUUGUUGAACUUGAUUCUCAACUUUAACGUCGCUUUUCCGUUGGCUCUGUUGGCAGGUGCUGUGGUCAACUUGCGAACCUUGACGGCACUCUCGCUGAUGUAUCUUUGGUUUGCUAUUUUAUUCCCCACACCGCAUAAAGAAGAACGGUUCUUGUACGUGGUGUACCCCAUUAUCGUAUGUGCUGCAGCAUUUACCAUCUCCCGAGCAUGGCAUAUCGUGACCAGCUUUGCCCGCCUGCCAAGAGCCUUCUUAUCGUUAUUUGUCGGUGCUGUUGCCUUUCUCGGUAUUGCUCGUAGUGCAGCUCUUGCUAGUUACUACCAAGCACCAUUCGAAGUCUACAAAAAUAUCCCCACCAACUCCACAGUGUGUGUUGGACGGGAAUGGUACAGAUUCCCUUCAAGUUAUUUUAUGGACUCACAAUUGAAAUUCGUGCGAUCUGGUUUCGAUGGCUUGCUUCCUGGAGAGUUUUCUUCGUUUACUGCUAUUCCCGAGGGAAUGAACAACCGAAAUGAAUUCGACGAAGGGAAGAUUGUGCCUCUUGAAGCAUGUGACUUUCUGAUUGAUAUUAAACUUGACUAUGAUGAAGAGUCAGGUGAGAUCGACCCUUUGAAGCAUGGCUGGGAAGAGGACUUUUGUGUCCCCUUUUUGGAUACUCAGAAAUCCACCGGACUUGCCCGCGUGCUGUAUUUCGGAGUCGAUACCACACCCCUUGGUAAAGUCGCGUGGACAAAAUACUGCAGAUAUCGCCGCUUAGAGUAG
This is a messenger RNA of Wickerhamiella sorbophila, 1527 nucleotides long. RefSeq names its product Alpha-1,2-mannosyltransferase alg9. Lineage: Eukaryota; Fungi; Ascomycota; Dipodascomycetes; Dipodascales; Trichomonascaceae. Bases 1 to 1527 code for a protein of 508 amino acids. The record is from RefSeq and is a predicted model, not a curated record. Gene Ontology annotation, cellular component: endoplasmic reticulum membrane. Gene Ontology annotation, molecular function: alpha-1,2-mannosyltransferase activity. Gene Ontology annotation, biological process: protein N-linked glycosylation. The transcript has a single exon.